Molecule: messenger RNA, 2626 nt
Organism: Sphaerodactylus townsendi
Lineage: Eukaryota; Metazoa; Chordata; Lepidosauria; Squamata; Sphaerodactylidae
Gene: DLST
Product: dihydrolipoamide S-succinyltransferase
Exons: 15
Coding region: 111-1493 (460 amino acids)
Biological process (GO): tricarboxylic acid cycle
Cellular component (GO): oxoglutarate dehydrogenase complex
Molecular function (GO): dihydrolipoyllysine-residue succinyltransferase activity
Source: RefSeq, a predicted model, not a curated record
UUGCCCCUCCCCACCAGCUUCGUUUGGCCGAUCUCAAACCCGUUUCCGGUCUCCGCCGCCGGGCCUGCUUCCGGUGCGAGCGCCCUGCUGUCGCCGCUCCCAGUGCCGCGAUGCUGUGGCUUUCUCUAGCCCGGGCUCGUUGCCUCAACCGAGCGGUCGGUCGCUCCCUCUGCGCCGUUCAGCAGGGAAGCUGUCCACAGGGGAAAUGCUUGCUCUCUGGUUUUUCUCGAUGCCAGGGACCAGUUUAUGCCAACAGCAGGAAGCAUUUAGUAAACGGCUCUCGUGGCUUCACUGUCCGGUAUUUCAGAACCACCGCAGCAUGCAGGGAAGACGUUGUUACAGUGAACACACCAGCAUUUGCAGAAUCAGUCACAGAGGGAGAUGUCAGGUGGGAGAAAGCUGUGGGAGACACAGUAGCAGAGGAUGAAGUGGUGUGUGAGAUAGAAACAGACAAGACAUCCGUGCAGGUUCCAGCUCCAACAGCUGGUGUAAUUGAAGCACUUCUGGUCCCUGAUGGGGGGAAAGUAGAAGGAGGAACGCCUCUGUUCAAACUCAGGAAAAGUGGAGCUGCACCUGCUAAGGCAAAACCAGUGGCAGCUGCAGCAGCUCCUUCUGCCCCUGAGCCUGCGCCUCCUGCUGCUGCCCCUCCCCCUGCAGCACCGAUCCCCACUACGAUGCCUCCAGUGCCCCCUGUCUCCACGCUGCCUAUUGAUGCUAAACCAGUGUCUGCAGUGAAGCCAUCUGCAGCUCCAGUGGCGGCUGCGGAUCCUGGGGCCAGCAAAGGUGCCAGAUCGGAACAGAGGGUAAAAAUGAACAGGAUGCGUCAGCGUAUUGCUCAGCGCCUGAAAGAGGCUCAAAAUACAUGUGCCAUGCUGACCACUUUUAAUGAAAUUGACAUGAGUAACAUCCAGGAAAUGAGAGCUCGGCACAAAGAAACCUUCCUGAAGAAGCACAACCUGAAGCUUGGCUUUAUGUCUGCCUUUGUGAAAGCUGCAGCCUUUGCCUUGCAAGAUCAGCCCAGUGUCAACGCAGUGAUUGAUGAUACAACCAAAGAGAUCGUGUACAGGGAAUACGUGGAUAUCAGCGUUGCUGUCGCAACUCCUAGGGGUCUUGUGGUGCCAGUCAUCAGGAAUGUACAAACAAUGAACUUUACUGAUAUUGAACGAAGCAUCAAUGAGCUGGGCGAGAAGGCUCGCAAAAAUGAACUUGCCAUUGAGGAUAUGGAUGGUGGCACAUUCACUAUCAGUAACGGUGGUGUAUUUGGAUCCCUUUUUGGGACACCAAUCAUUAACCCCCCUCAGUCAGCUAUCCUGGGCAUGCAUGGCAUCUUUGAUAGACCUGUUGCUGUUGGAGGCAAAGUUGAGGUGCGACCAAUGAUGUAUGUGGCACUGACAUACGAUCACCGGUUGAUUGACGGCAGAGAGGCAGUGACUUUCCUGCGCAAGAUCAAGGCUGUGGUAGAAGAUCCUCGUGUGCUGCUGCUUGACCUGUAGAGGGCAGCAGCCGCACCCUGCCCAGCAGAGCAAGGAUGCACCAGCAGACAGAGCACAGGACACCCGGGAAUCAGCAGGACACCAUUCCAACCUCCUCCUCUUCCUCUCCUGUAGUGGCAAGGGUUGCUUUGAAAGGAGCCACAGGGACAGUGUGCCAUCCGCCCUUCCUGUCUUUUCAAGUGAUGGGUCAUUUUCUUCCCAAGGCAAAUAAGUAGCUGUUAUAGGCUGUUCUGAUAUAGCCUACUGUUUUCCCUCGAAGUAGAUCUGGCCUCACCUUUCUCCUGACUUUCCUGGGGAUCGAAGCUGCUUAGUAAGAGCAUCCCUCUUAAAGCUGCUCUUGCACAGAAUUUUAGCUUUUAAUUCAUUAUCACCAGGACUAGAGGCCAGGAAAGGAAAGGUGGUUUCUGAUUCUGUACUCCGCUUAAAGACUGCAGUUCUCACACACAAGGUUCACCUGUGGUCCACUAAGGUGACUCUGUCACAGUGCCUGAUCUUACACACUUCCAACAAGGGAGAGUAAAUUUCUCCAGCAUCCUGGUGGGUUUUUACCUUAGCAGAGGUGAGGCUGCUGCCCAUGGGCUACUGCCUUCCCAACUGUUUUCUACUCCCCAUAGUACUAGCCGAGAGGCAGUUCUAGGAUUGCUUUCAGGGACUUCCUCACCAUCUCCUGCUAUUGCAUACCUUCAGGAGCAAGAAAGUAGAAGAAACAGGUCUUGCUCUCCUACAUUUUUCUUUUGUCUUUUAACCUCUGGGAGGGCAGAAUUGGCAUCCCUUGUAGUUAUUGGACUCGGUUCUCAAGUGGUCUGGAAAUUUGGGGAAGGUGGUAACCCUCUGCCACUGUCCUGAGCUCAUCUGAUCCUCAGUGGAUGGCUCCAUCAACUUCUUGUCUGCAGUGACUAGACCUGAUUGUGUGCUGACAUGGGUUGAAACGAGACCACUGUUGUGGCAUGUUUUCUCAGCCCAGAGCCUGCUGGUUCGUGGGGUUAUAGCCUUAGUACACUAGAAUGCACGUGUAUUGUUGAGUGAGAGGGUUGCUAGUACUUGCAGGGUUUAUUACUCUUGUCUGCCGCACAGAACUUGUAAUUAAACUAUUUAACGCAACAAAUUUUAAUUGAAAUAAAACAAGGAAAUUA